AUGGGUAUCACUCGACGUGCAAAAGAUAAGGCCGCGCGGGCCGAGCGCUCUGGCGGCGGGGGCGGCGGCUCAAGCAAGCCCAAGAAGGCAACGUUCGAUACUACAAAAAAGAAGGAGAUUGGCGUGUCGGACUUGACGCUGCUGCGGACGGUGUCUAACGAGGCCAUCAACGAGAAUCUGAAGAAGCGUUUCGAGGGCGCCGAGAUCUACACCUACAUUGGCCAUGUCUUGGUUUCCGUCAACCCCUUUCGCGACCUCGGCAUCUACACCGACCAGGUCCUCGACAGCUACCGGGGGAAGAACCGUCUGGAGAUGCCCCCACACGUCUUCGCCAUUGCCGAGUCCGCCUAUUACAACAUGAAAGCGUACAAGGAGAACCAGUGCGUGAUUAUCUCGGGCGAGUCCGGUGCCGGCAAGACCGAGGCGGCCAAGCGCAUUAUGCAGUACAUCGCCAAUGUGUCGGGGGGAGGCGAGACGGGUGAUAUUCAGCAAAUCAAGGACAUGGUAUUAGCUACUAACCCCUUGCUCGAAUCGUUUGGCAACGCGAAGACGCUGCGGAACAACAACUCGUCACGCUUCGGCAAGUAUCUACAGAUUCACUUCAACGCCCAGGGCGAGCCGGUCGGCGCCGACAUCACAAACUACCUUCUCGAGAAGUCGCGGGUGGUGGGCCAGAUUGUCAACGAGCGCAACUUCCACAUCUUCUACCAGUUCACCAAGGGAGCGUCGCAACAUUACCGCGAGACCUUUGGUAUCCAGAAGCCCGAGACGUACAUCUACACCAGCAGGUCCAAGUGCUUCAACGUCGACGGGAUCGACGACUUGGCCGAAUACCAGGAUACGCUUAAUGCCAUGAAGGUUAUUGGACUCUCGCAGGCAGAGCAGGACAACAUCUUCCGGAUGCUGGCCGCCAUCCUUUGGACCGGUAACCUCGUCUUCCGCGAGGAUGAUAACGGAUAUGCGGCUGUGUCGGAUCAGUCGGUUGUGGAUUUCUUGGCUUACCUCCUCGAAGUCGACCCGGCCCGCCUCGUCCACGCCAUCACGAUCCGCGUUCUCACACCGAGGAACGGGGAGGUGAUCGAGUCCCCCGCCAACGUGGCCCAAGCGACAGCGACCAGAGACGCUCUCGCCAAGGCCAUCUACUACAACCUAUUCGACUGGAUCGUGGAACGAGUAAACCAGUCUCUGAGGGCGCGGCAGGCUGCCGCCAACUCGAUCGGUAUUUUGGACAUUUACGGUUUCGAGAUUUUCGAGAAGAACAGCUUCGAGCAGCUGUGUAUCAACUAUGUGAACGAGAAGCUGCAACAGAUCUUCAUCCAGUUGACCCUGAAAGCGGAACAAGACGAGUACGCGCGGGAGCAAAUCAAGUGGACCCCUAUUUCCUACUUCGACAACAAGAUCGUGUGCGACCUGAUCGAGUCCGUCAGGCCGCCCGGUGUCUUCUCCGCCAUGAAGGAUGCGACCAAGACGGCCCAUGCGGACCCCGCUGCUUGCGAUCGCACAUUCAUGCAAAGCAUCAAUGGCAUGUCGAAUCCCCACCUGACCCCUCGACAGGGUAACUUUAUCAUUAAGCACUACGCCGGCGACGUCACGUACACAGUCGACGGUAUCACGGAUAAGAACAAGGAUCAGCUUCUGAAGGGCAUCCUCAAUCUCGUCCAGGGCAGCCAGAACAAGUUCCUCCACGAUAUCUUCCCCCAACAGGUGGACCAGGACAACCGGAAGCAACCUCCUUCAGCGGGCGACAGGAUCAAGACUUCUGCCAACGCGUUGGUGGAGACACUAAUGAAAUGCCAACCUUCCUACAUCCGAACCAUCAAGCCCAACGAGAACAAGUCGCCGACCGAGUACAACGUUCCUAAUGUUCUCCACCAGAUCAAGUAUCUGGGUCUCCAAGAAAACGUACGCAUCCGGCGUGCUGGCUUCGCCUACCGCCAGUCGUUCGAAAAGUUUGUCGAUCGGUUCUUCUUGCUCUCUCCCGCGACGUCGUACGCUGGCGAGUACACCUGGCAGGGUUCCUACGAAGCUGCCGUUAAACAGAUCCUCAAGGACACGAGCAUCCCCCAGGAGGAAUGGCAGCUCGGCGUGACGAAGGCCUUUAUCAAAUCGCCCGAGACCCUGUUCGCGCUAGAGCACAUGCGAGACCGGUACUGGCACAACAUGGCGACGCGUAUCCAGCGUAUGUGGCGAGCCUACCUCGCGUACAGGGCCGAGUCUGCGACGCGUAUCCAACGGUUCUGGAGGAAGAAGCGGACCGGCGCUGAGUACCUCCAACUCCGGGACGAUGGCCACAGGGUGCUCCAGGGCCGGAAAGAACGCAGGCGGAUGAGUAUACUAGGCUCCCGGCGCUUCCUCGGCGACUAUCUCGGGAUCAACGCGAGCACCGGCCCCGGAGCGCAGAUGCGGAACGGCAUGCAGCUAGGGAACAACGAACGAGCCGUCUUCUCCUGCCGUGGUGAGGUUCUCGAGGCAAAGUUUGGUCGGUCCAGCAAGCCCAGUCCCAGAACCAUUGUGGUCACCAACAACAAGUUUUACGUCGUGGCUCUGGUGAUGGGCCAAAACAACCAGCCCCAGGUCAUACUUGAGCGUUCUUUCCCAUUGGGGGCAAUCAAGUUCAUUAGCACAUCCACAGCGCGGGACGACUGGUUCUCCCUGGGCGUGGGGUCACAGCAAGAGGCUGAUCCGCUGCUGAACUGUGUUCUCAAAACGGAGAUGUUCACGCAGAUGAAGAGGGUAAUGCCAGGCGGGUUCAACUUGAAAAUUGGAGACACUAUCGAGUAUGCAAAGAAGCCUGGUAAAAUGCAACUCGUCAAGGUCCUAAAGGACGCGCCGACUCCGCAUGAUUUCUACAAGAGUGGCGCGGUACAUACACAACAGGGAGAGCCGCCAAACUCGGUCUCGCGGCCAACGCCCAAGGGCAAGCCCGUCCCCCCGAGGCCGAUCACCCGGGGCAAGCUGAUCAAGCCCGGCGGUCCGGGCGGCAGGCCCUCAAGGGUUCCUGUCAACCGCACGCCCCAGCCCCGGCCGUCGGGCGCUUCCGCGGCGACCACAUCAAGGCCAGUCCCGCAACCUCAUCCGGCGGCGGCGGCGGCAGCGGCGGCGUCCGUUAGCAUCCCCUCCCACACCCGGCAGAAGUCCAACUCGUCGGCCGUCCGCGCGCCUCCCCCUCCGCCCCCUGCCGCGCCCCCCGCGAAGCCAAAGAUCAUGGCCAAGGUCCUGUACGAUUUUGCCGGCCAACGAGAAAAUGAGCUGUCCAUUCAGGCGGGCCAAGUGAUCGAAAUCGUCCAGAAGGAGAACAACGGCUGGUGGCUCGCGAAGCUUUCCGGGGGACAGGCGUGGGUGCCGGCGGCGUACGUCGAAGAGCAAGAAGCGGCGCCGGUGCCGGCCCCUCGGCCCCCGCCGCCCCCGCCGGCAGCCGCGAACGGGGCGCGCGCGAAGCCGGCCGCACCGCAACCCCCGGCCAAGCGCCCGGCGGCGGGAAGGAAGCCGGCCGCGCUGCAGGGCCGCGAUUCGGCUAUGAGCAUGAACGGGUCGGAUAGCAGCAGGAGCAGCACGCCCACGCCGAGCCUGGGCGGGAGCUUGGCAGAUGCGCUGCUCGCGAGGAAGAACGCCAUGGCGAAGAAGGAUGAUGAUGAUGACUGGUAG
This is a messenger RNA of Chaetomium globosum CBS 148.51, 3645 nucleotides long. RefSeq lists its product as uncharacterized. The transcript has 3 exons. The record is from RefSeq and is a predicted model, not a curated record. Gene Ontology annotation, molecular function: ATP binding; actin filament binding; microfilament motor activity. Gene Ontology annotation, biological process: endocytosis; actin filament organization; vesicle transport along actin filament. Lineage: Eukaryota; Fungi; Ascomycota; Sordariomycetes; Sordariales; Chaetomiaceae. The coding region runs from base 1 to 3645 and encodes 1214 amino acids. Gene Ontology annotation, cellular component: actin cortical patch; actin cytoskeleton; microvillus.